This is a messenger RNA of Odocoileus virginianus texanus, 1047 nucleotides long. The record is from RefSeq and is a predicted model, not a curated record. NCBI's taxonomy places the organism in Eukaryota, Metazoa, Chordata, Mammalia, Artiodactyla, Cervidae.
AUGACUGUGGAGGCUGAGGCAUCCCACAGUCUACCAUCUGAAGCUGGAGGCUCAGAAGAGCCAGGGCAGAGUUCUAGUCUGAGCCUGAAGACCUUCGAGUGUCUAAGGCAAAAGUCCCAGUCCAAGAUCAGGGGAAGACCGAGCUCACACAAGAGAAACCAAAGAGUUAAAAAUUUAGGGAAUGUGUUUGUGGUGAGCCUGGCAGUUGCAGACCUGCUGGGGGCCGUGUAUCCCUACCCCUUGGCGCUGGCAUCUGUAGUUAACAAUGGGUGGAGCCUGAGCUCCCUGCAUUGCCAACUCAGUGGCUUCCUGAUGGGCCUGAGCGUCAUCGGGUCCGUUUUCAACAUCACGGGAAUUGCCAUCAACCGCUAUUGCUACAUCUGCCACAGCCUCAGAUAUGGCAGACUGUACAGCAGCAAAAAUUCCCUCUGCUGCGUGUUCCUGAUUUGGAUGCUGACGCUCGUGGCGAUCAUGCCCAACCUGUGUGUGGGGACCCUGCAGUAUGACCCGAGGGUCUAUUCCUGCACCUUCACGCAGUCUGUCAGCUCAGCCUACACGAUCGCCGUGGUGGUGUUCCAUUUCAUCGUCCCGAUGCUCGUAGUCAUCUUCUGUUACCUGAGGAUCUGGGCCCUGGUUCUUCAGGUCAGAUGGAGGGUGAAACCCGACAACAAGCCAAAGCUGAAGCCCCAGGACUUCAGGAAUUUUGUCACCAUGUUUGUGGUUUUUGUCCUCUUCGCCAUUUGCUGGGCUCCUCUGAAUUUCAUUGGUCUCAUUGUGGCCUCCGACCCCGCCAGCAUGGCACCCAGGAUCCCCGAAUGGCUGUUUGUGGCCAGUUACUAUAUGGCGUAUUUCAACAGCUGCCUCAAUGCGAUCAUAUAUGGACUACUGAACCAAAAUUUCAGGCAGGAAUACCGAAAAAUUAUAGUCUCAUUGUGUACCACCAAGAUGUUCUUUGCCGAUAGCUCCAAUCACGUAGCAGAUAGAAUUAAACGCAAACCCUCUCCAUUAAUAGCCAACCGUAACCUAAUAAAGGUGGACUCCGUUUAA